CUAAAACUUCAGAAUAAAGACUUUGCUUCACUCUCUCUCUCUCUCUCUCUCAGUCUUAAAACAAAAUUAGAAAACCAGUAGAGAGAGAGAGUGAUGGGAAGGAGUCCUUGUUGUUCAAAGGAAGGCUUAAAUAGAGGAGCAUGGACCGCUAUGGAAGACAAAAUUCUCACUGACCACAUUCGAAUCUAUGGUGAAGGCAAAUGGAGAAACCUUCCCAAAAGAGCAGGGUUAAAGCGAUGUGGGAAAAGUUGCCGGCUACGAUGGUUGAAUUAUCUUCGCCCUGAUAUAAAGAGAGGAAACAUUAGCCGUGAUGAAGAGGAGCUAAUUAUCAGACUUCACAAACUCUUGGGCAACAGAUGGUCUUUGAUAGCUGGGCGGCUUCCAGGCCGAACAGACAAUGAAAUCAAGAAUUAUUGGAACACAAAUAUUGGGAAGAAAAUUAAAGGUAAUAAUUCAAGUUAUACGACAUGUCGUAACGAAAAGGCAAAAAUCUCGCCUCAAACUGUGAGACACUCAACUAUCCAGCCGUCAAAAGGGUCCAAUUCAAUUAAUUCACAUGUGGUGCGCACCAAGGCAUCAAGGUGCACCAAAGCAGUACUCGUCCCCCAUCAUUUUCCAAAACUUAAUCAAAUUGACAAUCAUGAUCAUGAUGACACUAAUGGUAAACCAGCACCAGUAUUUCCACCACCAUGUGUGGAUAUUGACCAAGCCAACCACGAUCAAGGGGUGGUGGACCUUCAACCCAGCUCAUUGGCACUCCUUUCAGAUGAAAAUAACUCCUCGGAAUUCAUGAUGGAUUUUGAGUUGGAUGAGAAUUUCCUCUCGGACUUUCCCAGCAAUAUUGAUUUCUUGCACCUAACUUAUAAUUUGGAUAAUGGAGGAGAAGAUGAUAAUAAUAUCGAUAUUGCUACGACUAGUAGUGAAUUUGAGACAGGUCAAUCAUCGUCUCCAAAAUCUGAUCAUCAUCAAAACCUUUUGUUUUCCCAAGAUCAUAUGCUGUAUGAGGUGGAUUUAGAGUCCACGACUUCUGUAGUUGACCCUCAUGUAUUCGAUUGGCUGCAAGACUAAUCAAUUUAAGGUCAUAAUAUUAUUGUACCAAAACAUAAUGUUGCGUGUAAUCAUGUCUAAAUAAUAAAAUCCGUGCCACUCUCAUGUCUU
This is a messenger RNA of Ziziphus jujuba (common jujube), 1158 nucleotides long. RefSeq names its product transcription factor MYB1. The record is from RefSeq and is a predicted model, not a curated record. The transcript has 3 exons. The coding region runs from base 94 to 1068 and encodes 324 amino acids. NCBI's taxonomy places the organism in Eukaryota, Viridiplantae, Streptophyta, Magnoliopsida, Rosales, Rhamnaceae.